This is a messenger RNA of Geosmithia morbida, 3297 nucleotides long. RefSeq names its product to protein required for hyphal anastomosis. Gene Ontology annotation, biological process: cytoskeleton organization. NCBI's taxonomy places the organism in Eukaryota, Fungi, Ascomycota, Sordariomycetes, Hypocreales, Bionectriaceae. The record is from RefSeq and is a predicted model, not a curated record. Gene Ontology annotation, cellular component: cytosol. The coding region runs from base 1 to 3297 and encodes 1098 amino acids. The transcript has 7 exons.
AUGGCCGACACGGGCCCGGUAGCCUCCGACAUUGGCACAGCAGCGACGGUCGACCAGCCGCCCGUCCCGGACCCUCCUUCCUCCUCGUCUGCGUUCCCGCCUCCACCGUCGUCGUCGUCGUCGUCGUCGUCGUCCUCCUCCAUCUCGGCCCCGACUUCGGAGCGGGCAGUGCAGCAGGAUGACGGGUCCCCGACGUCCCUCCCGGCCUCCACCGCCGUCGAGGCCGCCCCGACGGACUCCCUCACGCUGCUGCAGCUGCGCCGCAUGAUGACCGAGCUCCACGGCACCGAGCCGCUGGCCUACGACUUCAUGUAUACCGACACGGCGCCCCACGCCGAGGAGAUUGACGAGUGGUUCACCUACCAGUUCUGGCAGUGGGUGCGCCUCAACUCGGCCCAGCGGGCGUUUGAGCGGGACUGGGAGGACGAGUCCGGCGCUGAUUCCGCCGCCGCCGCCGCCGCCGGGGAGCCUGCCGCGACGAGAACGAGAACGAGAACCUGGGAGGCGGCCGGCGAUGAGGUGCGCGCGCGCUUCGUCAGGACCGCCGUGUCGGGCGUCCGGUCCGACGACGCGGCGACGAGGUCGACGUCCAUCGGGAAGCUGCUCUACCUCGUCCUCGGACGCUGGGGCGACACCGCCAUGCCGAACACCCCCGUCGACGACUGCCGCUCCGUCGCCAGCGUGCCGCAGCUCGAGGCCAUCAGGGACGGCGUCAGGUGGCUGGCUGACAUGGACGGCUUGCCUGUCGUGUGGGAAGCCCUGAGGAACAACUUCGAGAUGCAAUGGGCUGGUGUCGAUGCGCAGGAUGCGACCCCCCAAGAGACGAAUGCUGAGCUCAUGAAUCUCAUGACCAUCAUGUACAUGUCCGUCCAGCAGGCCUAUACCGCCGCCGGCGAGGUCUCCUCCAGGCCCCAGUAUGUGGCAGAUGUCAACGAGAAGCUCCUGGACCUGAACCCGUCGCUCGUCGACUUCAUGAUGACGGCGACGGCCAAGCUGCGCUGGGACGAGCAGGGCGCCAUGCCCCAGACUCAGAUCUUCCUGCUCUUCUGGAAAUCGAUACUGCUCGUCUUCGGAACGCUAGAGGACCAGAGGACCAUCAAGAUGCUGACGGGCGAGAGGGACUUCCUCGACGACCCCAACACGGGCAAGAUCACCGCCUCGCCCAUCGACUACCACGUCUUCCGCCAGGAAAUCACGUCCAAGUAUCCGGCCUACGUACCUCCUCGGCCGGCCAUCCCCCUCGAGGACGAGAACACGUCCAUACUGCCACCCCUGCCCAACCAGACGACCACCAGGAGCAGCAUCUCCAGCGGCGUGCUCCCCGGCCCGCCCAACGCCCAGGCCGGCGGCGCCUCCAUCCUGAACCAGCCCGUGCACAUCGCCACGCCGGCGCCCUCCCCACCCCCGUCCCCCGGCGUGGGCGGCAAGGGAGGCAAGAAGCAGAACUACCAGACCAACCAGAACUUCCCCUUCAUGUACCCCCCCCUCGACGCUACCAGCAACAGCGCCGGGGGCAAGGGCAUGGCGGGCAUCCACGAGGCCCUCAUCGGUCGCAGGUGGGAGGGCAGCGACAUCCCCGCCUCCAUCCUCGAGGCCGGCGAGCUGUUCUCCAGCCGCGUCAAGAUGAGCCGUGCCACGCGCCAGCUCUGGGAGGAGCGCGAGAAGUUUCUCCGCUACGAGCGCGGUUGGGACGGCAACGACGACGGUGGAGAAGGGGGCCGGAACGGCAACGGUGCCGGGAACGGCGGCAGCGACGACGGAGAUGACGACAUUGACAGCCUCGACCUCGACGAGCUCACCCUCGAGGAGAAGGAGGCCCUCAGGGAGUUCAAGGCAGAGUUCAAGGGGGCCAAGACCGAGCCGCGCCCGCCACCCCCGGCAGACGCCGGUCCAGACUUCGGUCCCAGACCCGAACGCCUCUCGGACCACCAGAAGCGGAGACUGGUUGCCGUCGAGGACUUCUAUCGCCAAGCUCUGCCCCAUCUCCAAUCUCUCGUCAUCGUCCUCCUCCGGCCGAUCCUGGCCAACGUCACCUCCAUCGUCGCACAGCAGUCCGCGGCGGCCCAGGCGGCCCAGCAGGGUGGGCAGGGACAAGGUGUUGGUGGAAGCGGCGGACCUUUGUCGGGGAGGGGCGUGAUGGGAGGAGGGGGAAUACCUAUGAGACAGUCGGCGGCGCAGGAUAGCCAGGGACAGAGCCCGCAGUCCGAGUCGCAGGAGCCGUCUAUCGAGGAGAUUGAUGCGGCUAGGACGAGAGAGAUUACCAGCAAGGCUAUGACAGGGAUUCUGUUGCUCCUGCUGAAAUGGUUGAAGGUUUCUCACGUCCUCAAAUUCGAAUACCUAUCUCAGCUCCUGCUCGACUCCAACUACCUCCCACUCGUCCUCAAACUGUUUGCCCACCAGGACAUCCAACAGGUUAUCGACAGCAAGACGGACCGCUCAGAACACAGCUUCUUCCACUUUUGCAACCUCGGGUCCAAGCUGAAGGAUCCCACGCGGGGAGAACCCAAGACCCAAUCAAGAGAAGCACGAGAGGGAGGAGGCGGAGAAGUAGAGGACGACGAUGAGGAUGCGAAACGACCAGGAGAAGAAGAGGAGGAGGAGGAAGAAGAGAGCGAAGACGAAGCAGCGCCCCCACCGAUCAGAAAGCAGCGCGUGGUGGUCCCUCCGGUGCCUGAACCCGGCACGUCGUCACUCCGGUUCGACGGAGCGGUCAGCGGAGGACAAGGCAUGCUCCGACCAGAGGUAGACGAGCUGGGGUACCCGACGACGUCUCCGCCCGAGGAGCCCAUCACGGACUUUUCGCGGCGCAACUUCUUCUCGCUAAUCAACUACCUCCGCAUCAUGCAGAAGAUGUGCAAGAAGAAGGCGCACCGCAACCUCCUGAUGGUGCAGUACAAGUCGUCGACCAUCAUCCGCAAGUCCCUCAAGAUGCCACAGCCCGAGCUGAGGCUGUACACGCUCAAGCUCUUCAAGAAUCAGGUGCCCUACUGCGGGCGCAAGUGGCGUCAGGGGAACAUGCGCGUCAUCACGGCCGUCUACCUGCACUGCCGGCCCGAGCUGCGCGAGGAGUGGCUCGCCGGCUCGGACAUUGACGCCGAAGUGGACUCCGCCCUGCCGCUCGAGCAGGCCCUGCGCUCGCUGACGCACUGGUUCAACCUCAGGAGGUACCCGGCCGGCAUCGCGCCCGGUAUCAGGGUCGCCAUGAGGGACGAGCAGGACUUCUUCACAAGGGAGCUGGAUAAGCUGGACGUGAACUGGGCCGAGAUGGCGGCGCAGGACAUGGACGAUGGGUAUUAA